Molecule: messenger RNA, 2790 nt
Organism: Hydractinia symbiolongicarpus
Lineage: Eukaryota; Metazoa; Cnidaria; Hydrozoa; Anthoathecata; Hydractiniidae
Product: ubiquitin-protein ligase E3A-like
Exons: 13
Coding region: 206-2623 (805 amino acids)
Biological process (GO): protein polyubiquitination
Molecular function (GO): ubiquitin protein ligase activity
Source: RefSeq, a predicted model, not a curated record
UGCGUAAAUUUAUACGAGGCUAUCUGAAAAUUCUAACGAUGCCGAACAGGGAAGUUUGUUUACAAUUUUUUAUGAGUUCAACUCAACCACACUGAGAAAAGCCACCGUAACUGCUAAAUAAUUUGUUCCAUAUAUGUCACGAUUCAAGGAAACAGGUUAAUUCAAGGAUACAGGUUAAAGAUUAAAUCCAUAUAGAACACGAAUUAUGUCAUCUGGAGUUCCCCCAAAAGAACUGAAGAGUAAUAUAAGUUUAAAAGAUCCUGCCUCUGGAAAAUUAAAUACCAAUCCCGAAGUGCUGAUUAGGCAUUAUUUUAAACAGUUAACAGUAGGGUGUGGACAAACAAAUUGUACGAAUCUGCAAUGUGUUUCUGGUGGAAGGGUCCCACUAUGCAAUGAUGAUGCAGCUGCUAUGGCAUUACGCUUAUUGAUAGACAAAGCAGACAUAUGCAGCGAGCAAAUAGAGUUGAGAGCCAUGUCUCAGGCAACUGUGGAAACUGCAGUUUUAAGUCCAGAUCCAAUUCUUACUCAAUCAUACGUGCAGCAAUUGAUUAUCUCUUGCCAAAAGGAAUACAAAGAUUAUAAACCAUUAAUACGCAUACUUGGGAAAGUGUUUUCGUCACCUGAGUUAUUGAACAAAAGCUUUCCUCUAACAAAUAAAAAUGUUGACGAAAGCGAUCCAUCCUUUGAAAUAUCAGUAAAUCAUGCAGAAGUAAUACAGUUUUAUAAUAUGCUUUUUAGCUUACAUGAGGAUAGUGUAGAAAAUUCUAUAAUAAAUGGAAUUAAUGCUUUAGGCAAUAGCAUUGAAAUUGAGCUGAAAUCAAGUCAUAAGCUUCUUGGAAAGUCUGAUUUAAACCAAUUUGUUAUAGUCCUUUUAAACCCUAAUUUACACAGUCCAGAAUAUUUGGAAAGUGCACUGCCGAAUAUAUUACGUGCACUGACUGCACUACCUCUCGACUUGCGAUGUACUUUAGUUCGAUAUUGGUCAAAAUUUUCUUCAGAAGAUCUUCAAAAGCUUUUGGAUGUCUUUCAGCAAAUGGUUACUGUUCGUAUAUUAACUGGACCACACGCAACAACAUCACUUCCUGUGAAUGAUGACCAUCCUAUUACAAACUCUGUAAAAUGCAUGAAGUUGAUAUAUUAUGCAAGUAUUUUGGGUGGAGAAGUUGAAGAAAUCAAAAAUCUUGAACUUCCAAUAAAUGAUGAGGAAGACUCAAAUGAGAAUUCUCGUGAUAGAAAUCUACUGGCUGUAGCAAUGAGUGACGAUAAUGAUUUUAAAGAUGAACUUGUUGACAUGCUUGGUAUAAAUGUUAUGGAAUUUCGUCAACCUAAGAUACCUUAUAAUGAUUUUGUUAAUGACUGUUUAAACGAUGCAAUAGAAAUGGAUCGAGAUUUUAUGUACUUUAAAGAUGGUGGAAUAAGAUUUUCAUUCCUUAAUUAUCCAUUUGUUUUGAGUACAACUACGAAAAGCCUUGGCUUAUUUUAUGACAACCGUGUUAGAAUGUAUAGUGAAAGGAGAAUGACUAUUUUAUAUGGAUUAAUGCAGGGACAUAUCCCUUCACCUUAUUUAAAACUGCGGGUACGCAGAGAUCACUUGAUCCAAGAUUCGCUCGUUCGUCUGGAAAUGGUUGCACAAGACCAACCAGAUGACUUUAAAAAGCAAUUAUUUGUUGAAUUUGAAGGAGAACAGGGAAUAGACGAAGGUGGAGUGAGUAAAGAGUUUUUUCAACUGGUGAUUGAAGAAUUAUUUAAUCCUGAUUUUGGCAUGUUUGAAUUCAAUAAGGAAACAAAUCUAUGCUGGUUUAAUCCAUCAUCAUUCGAAACUGAAAAUCAAUUCACAUUAAUUGGUUUAUUGUUUGGUAUUGCAAUUUAUAACAAUGUAAUUCUCAAUGUCAACUUUCCACCUGUGUUGUACCGCAAAUUGUAUGGAAUAAAAGGAAAGUUUGAAGAUUUGCAAGAAUCACAUCCAGUGAUCUUUAAAAGUCUGAAGGAGAUAUUGACAUAUAAUGGAGAUGUUACCGAAGAUAUAAUGACAACAUUUGAGAUAAGCUAUGAAGUUUUUGGAUCAACUUGUAAAUAUGAACUUGUGAAAGAUGGAAAGAAUGUUAAAGUGACAAAUAAUAAUCGAAAGGAAUUUGUCGCUCGAUAUGCAGAUUUUUUAUUGAAUGCAUCUGUUAGGAAACAGUUUGAAGCCUUCAAAAAAGGUUUUGUUAUUGUUACAAGUGAUUCGAUUUUAAAGAACUUGUUUCGUGCUGAUGAAUUGGAGUUGUUAGUAUGUGGUAGUCAGGUAUUUGAUAUAAACGAGCUUCAAAAUGCAACUGAAUAUGAUGGAGGUUAUACUAAAGACUCACCAGUCAUAAGAUAUUUUUGGGAAGUCGUCCAUGAGAUGAGUCAUGAUGAGCUCAAACAAUUGUUAAACUUCACGACUGGAAGUGACCGUGUUCCUAUUGGUGGGUUGGCGAAAUUAAAGUUGAUCAUUGCAAAAAAUGGAGAAGAUUCAGACAGACUUCCAACCGCACAUACAUGCUUCAAUGUUUUACUACUGCCGGAAUAUAACAGCGUUGAAAAACUUCGCGAUCGGCUGCUCAAAGCUGUUUCGAAUGCAAAAGGUUUUGGACUCAUGUAAAUAAUUACGGGAAGAAACACUAUAAAAACGCGGGAAAGUCGACAAACUCGCGAUAAAAACGAGGAUCGUGGCAAUACACUAUCAGAAGAUUAGCGGGUUAAAUAAUUUGUUUUAUGUUCUAAAUCAUAUGUAACUUUAUAUCUUAGAAUAAUUUCAGUUUCCAUAAA